ACCCAGCGCAUGUCGCUGUUUGCUCUUUUUGUUUACAUUUUGAUUUAGUACAUUAAGCUUUAAAAUGUAACUUCCUUUACAAAGAAUCUAACGGAAACAUUAUAUAAUUAGCAUAAUAAUGUUGCAUUUGACGACUGAAAUCGGAAAGGUCGGCAGGAAAGAGAGGGAGAGAAAACAUUUCCCAGAUAUCCACAACAACUGCAGCCUACCGUCUUACAAGCCCCAUGGCCGUAGAUACAUCCCUCACGGUUACGGAUUUUAUGAGGACUGGAUGCCCCAUAACCAGAAUAUCAACAUCAGAUAUACUGAGAAUGGACCGGACUGGAAGUCGAAGCUAAAAUACAUUCCUGAUCCAGAAAAUCCUAAAUACCCGGCAGCAGAAAUCUUUGAGAACAACUGGAAAGCUAUGAGGCCGUAUCCUUACACAUACAUGAGGACGAGAAAUGAGUGGUUGCUUGACCCUGGACUGACCAAGGUGGGACUUAGGUGUAACUUUGGCGGCGUCCACAAGGCCACUAACACCAGCAGUGAUGAAAUCACACACAGAAUGCUUUUUGGGCGGGGACGCAACGCUGGUCAGAAAGUAGACACAAGGAGAGGUUAUGACGAAGUUUUUAAUACGAAACUUGCCUACAAAACACCAGAGACGAUCAUUGACAAGAGGAACGGAAUCCCGUACGCGUCUGAGGGGGACAAAUCGUACCAGGCAGUGGAAUAUUCCCCUAGCUUCCAUAAGGCGGGGUCUAGUCUGCCCUGUCCACAGUUCGGUGCUAACUACCCAAAAGUAUCAACAGACACCUGUGUCCCGCUUCUUCCAAUCCCCAAAAAACCCAGGGAUACGUUCCGCGACAUGGAAAGACGGCGACAGAUGUCGGAAGAGAUUGACUCCGUGAGGGGCUUAGAAUCCUGGGAGCCGGCAAAGCCAAUUCACCAGGCCCUGAUCCCGGAAGAUCCCCCGGCUAAGAAAUAAACAGAUGUCAGCUGAUCAAGCCCGGCUGCUGACACUGAAAUUUUUUCCCUGUUAAACAUGUCUUCGUUAGCUAUACUUGUCAUUUUCAUUGUUGAUCGCUAUUCAGGCGAAUGUAUUUUUUCUCUUCCAUUCGUGGUUACUUACGUUAUGUGAUAUGUUUAAAAAUAUUAUUGUUUGUAUAAGUAAACAUUGUUAUGCUUUGUCAUAUAGCCUUAGCAUUUUUUUUUACCUUCUCUAAGACUAUAUUUAUUGAUUUGUAAAAUAAUAAGAUAACAUUUUAGCAAUAUUGAUUUUGUUCUCUCCAGUACUUCCAUCUGAACUUUGUCUUGUGUUAAAAUAUUUACUUUGUGUGUAAUGGUAAAAAAUAAAUGGUGAAUAUCAAAAGAUACUUCAGGGGAAAGGUUAUUCUUCACCGAUUUUUUCACUCAAACAGUUUUCAUUUCUUUCGCAUAGUUUACGCAUCAGAGUGUCUUUUACAAUUUACAAUUGCCUUUCCUAUAGAAAGACUUCGUAAAAAAUUUUAAUACAUUAAAAUUACGUGUAUUAUAUCAUAUUUAUGACCACCAAUAACUUUUUACGAUUUGGCAAUCUACUGAAAAGCCUUCUAUGCUUUGACACAUUCUGGAAUAUCAUAUUUCUUUUUUUACGUAGAAGUUUAUUGCACGGUGCUUAUGAAUUGAAGCCUUCUAUGUGUGUUUUAUGAGAAACAAACAUCCGCUUUUACGGCCUCAGAAAUGUUUAUUUGGCAUUAGAUCGUAAUGUUUUUCUUUUAAUUUAUAAGCAGAAUGGGAUUGAGAUAUUUUCUUGCAUCUGUUAUUCAAUUAUUUAUUUUAAAUGUACUUGGAAAAUUCCCAGGAUGGAAAAAAGGCAAUAUUCUGUUUCUCUAAACACAAUGUAUAUGGAGUAUAUAUAAUUUAUUUAUAUAUAUAAUUUCCUGCUUUAUAUUGAUAUUUUAUACUUUGUGAUGAUUUGU
Molecule: messenger RNA, 1943 nt
Organism: Saccostrea echinata
Lineage: Eukaryota; Metazoa; Mollusca; Bivalvia; Ostreida; Ostreidae
Product: spermatogenesis-associated serine-rich protein 1-like
Exons: 8
Coding region: 119-970 (283 amino acids)
Source: RefSeq, a predicted model, not a curated record